AAGCGAAGGGCUUUCACAGAACUAAAGAUCAAAUGCCUGAGAAAGAAGUUUGCCCAAAAGAUGCUUCUACAGGCAAGGAGGACGCUUAUCUAUGGGAAAGCCAAGCACCAUCACAAGGAAGGUGGGCAGAUGGGCAGAACUGAAAUCCGAAUGGCUCGGAUGGCAGGAAAAGCUGGCAACUUCUAUGUGACCAGAGAGCCCUCGCUGGCAUCUGUUCUCAGGGUCAGAGGUGUCAGUGGUGUGAUCCCAAAGGUUCGAAAAGUGUUGCAGCUUCUUCGCCUUCGCCAGAUUGUCACCGGCACCCGUGUAAAGCUGAACAAGACUUCAAUGAACAUGCUGGGGAUUGUGGAACCAUACGUUGCACAUACCUAUACCCAACCAUACCCAACCCUAAAGUCGGCGAAUGAACUCAUGCACAAGCGUGGUGAUGGCAAAAUCAGUAAGAAGCGCAUGGCCCUGACAGAUAACGCUCCGACUGCACGCUCUCUUGGUCAAUAUGACCCCAUCUGCAUGGAGGAUCGGAUUCAUGAGAGCUGCACUGUUGGGAAACGCUUCAAAGAAGCAAAUAACUUUCUGUGGCCCUUUAAAUGA
Messenger RNA from Echinops telfairi (small Madagascar hedgehog), 591 nucleotides. Its product is annotated as 60S ribosomal protein L7-like. Gene Ontology annotation, cellular component: cytosolic large ribosomal subunit. NCBI's taxonomy places the organism in Eukaryota, Metazoa, Chordata, Mammalia, Afrosoricida, Tenrecidae. The transcript has a single exon. Gene Ontology annotation, biological process: maturation of LSU-rRNA from tricistronic rRNA transcript (SSU-rRNA, 5.8S rRNA, LSU-rRNA). The record is from RefSeq and is a predicted model, not a curated record. Gene Ontology annotation, molecular function: RNA binding; structural constituent of ribosome. Bases 61 to 591 code for a protein of 176 amino acids.